This is a messenger RNA of Hydatigera taeniaeformis, 1614 nucleotides long. The record is from the annotation of a GenBank genome assembly. NCBI's taxonomy places the organism in Eukaryota, Metazoa, Platyhelminthes, Cestoda, Cyclophyllidea, Taeniidae.
AUGGUAGGUCUUGAUGAUUCACAUCCUCUACUUGAGGAUGAAACUCAAGUAAGAGCUGUAGACUCUGAUUCAAAAAAACGCAAAAAUGAUUCGUCACUACUUCGUCCCUGGAGAGGUAAUAACGAAAAAGCUUGGCGAAAUUUCAGCUGCCGUACGCUAUGGGCCUACACGGGUCCUGGCUUUCUGAUGAGCAUUGCCUAUUUGGAUCCUGGUAAUAUCGAGUCAGAUCUACAGAGUGGUGCAGUGGCAAAUUACCGUUUGUUGUGGUUGCUUUUUCUAGCAACAAUAAUGGGUCUCUUCAUGCAAAGACUGGCGGCACGUAUUGGAGUUGUUACUGGGAAGCACCUAGCUGAAAUAUGCUAUGAGAAUUACCCCAGACCUGCCCGCAUCAUUCUUUGGCUAAUGGUUGAAAUCGCUAUUAUCGGUUCCGACAUGCAGGAGGUCAUUGGUACCUCAAUCGCCAUUAAUAUCCUUAGCAUGGGGAAGGUACCUCUAUGGGGUGGCGUCCUUAUAACCAUUUUGGACACAUUCACAUUUCUCCUCAUUGACAACUACGGUCUUCGUAAAUUGGAGUUAUUUUUUGGUUUCCUCAUCUCCGUCAUGGCUAUAACCUUCGGAUACGAGUAUAUAGUAGUUGCACCAAAUCAGGCGAGCGUACUUCGUGGCUUCUUUUUGCCUUCCUGUUCCAACUGCGGCUGGCCAGAGCUGGAACAAGCAGUUGGCAUAAUCGGGGCCAUCAUUAUGCCGCACAACUUUUACCUCCAUUCUGCUUUGGUGAAAUCUCGCGACGUCAAUCGAAAAUCUAAUCGUUCAAUCGCGAUUGCAAAUUUCUACUUCUUCAUCGAGGCUUGUGUUGCUCUUGGCGUCUCUCUCGUGAUUAACGUCUUCGUUGUUGCCGUUUUCAGCGAAGGAUUCUAUGGAAAAAAUAUCGUAGAUGUUAUCAACAACUGUUCUACAAGGCAGACAAUACCCGAAGCCUUUCUCGAAACUGCACGGAAAUUUGAUCCAACCCAAGUCGACCUCUAUUUGGGGGGCGUCUUUCUGGGCUGUGAAUUUGGAAUCGCUGCGCUCUACGUGUGGGCGGUGGGCCUGUUGGCAGCUGGUCAGUCGUCCACCAUGACUGGUACUUACGCCGGUCAAUAUGCGAUGGAGGGAUUCCUCAAUCUUCGAUGGAAACAGUGGCAGCGGCUUCUUGUUACCCGGUCUAUCGCCAUUUUGCCUACUCUCUUUGUGACAUUUUUCGAAGGCAUUGAAAAUUUGACCGAGAUGAAUGAUUUGCUGAAUGUUUUGAUGAGUGUCCAACUGCCCUUUGCUGUGAUUCCCUUGCUUACCUUCACCAACUCAAGUGUAAUCAUGGGACCAUUUGUCAACUCACUCUCGAAAGUGAUAUCCACACUGAUUUCACUGGUUGUGAUUGCGGUCAACUUCUUUUUCGUGGUGAUAUUUUUCAAAUCACGAUUGGUAAAUCACCUUGCGGCCUAUAUUGGAGUUGGCUGCUUACUUAAGUGUCGUGUUGCUGAUAUAUUUCAUACUUUGUGUUUUUGUUGCAUCCUUUAUGCCCUACUUUGUGUGAUCAGCUCUCUUUGGCUGUCAAAUCUCUAUUUGCAAGAAUAA